AUGGGAGUCGGCCGACGGCGACGAGAUCGAGCUGUCGGAGAUACCCGCGUUCGCGGUGGUCGUGAGGAACCCACUGCGUGUGAGCAUCUCCUCCCGCCGAAGGUAGCGUGAUGGGGCCCCACACCUGGGUGUAGAAUAGUUAUAGAGAGAUCUCGCAGAGAAGGGGAGGACAGUGGAACAGGAAAAUAAAGAGGGAUUACAGAACUAGAACAGUAAGGAGAAAUGGUGACGACUGUCAACGCUUAGCACACUUCAUGACGCAACCCAACUAGAACAAUAAGGGGAAAUGAAGGAAAAUAAGGGAAAAGCCUCCGACAGAGUUGAUUGCAGAAUUCUUUGCAGAGAAUUCAAGGAACCAAGGUGAUUGCUUUGAGGGGAUCGGCCUCCAGGUGCUUCCUACCUCCCUCCUCUCAAUCAGUUGCUUAUAAGCUGAUGCUGGCUUGUAUGCAAUUUCUGAACUGGAUCUUUCUAAUUCUUGUGAAUUUUCUCUAAUAAUUCCUUCUAUAAUAAGUAUUGUGGCUUUCUCUAUAUUGACAGUCCCUUCGUUCUUCUCCCUUCUUUGUCUCAUAAGCCAACACCCCUUCCUUGUUGAGUUGACUGAUGCAAGGAUCUCAUCAUAGCACCACCCAUUGAUGCCGCCACCUAGCACCACACCCACCACCGCAAGUGCAUAGAUGGUUCAGUACAGUAUUAGAGACGAAAGUAUCCACAUAUGUUAAUACAUUCUUGCAUUUUAAUUAAUACAUUGUUGCAAGCAUCUCACUUCAAAAUAAUUUCACUAGCAAUCAUUAUCAAUUUUAUUCUUUCUUGAAAUUAAAUUUGUGUAUUAACCCAUGCCUCAUAAUGACUAAUUUAUGGAUUCUAGUCAUCGAAUAAAUUAUGUGUGAAUUAAAUUAUAUAGAGGAAUAUAUAGAUAUAUAAAAGAAGAGUGGUUGCUAGCUUGGAUAGAGUUUUUUGUACCCUCAUGAUAUAAAACUAAAAUGCACAUUAAUAAGUCUCCAUUAUUAUGAGUUAAUAAUUAGUUAAUAAUAUAUUUUAUAUAUUACCUCAUGAUAAAUAGUCUUAUAUUUACCUUAAAUUAGGAAAAAAAGUUUACGGUUGAUUAUGUGACUAUUGUGAAUUUAUGGUUAAUUAUGUGAUUUUAAAUUAUUUUUAGAUCUAUAUUUGAGAUAAAAUAAAGAUAAAUAAAUAAUAUGAAAAGGGGGGAGCCCACUAGCUAGCCAACACUUGGCAGCUGACCCAUAGAGGGCACUAUGCUUGAGUGGGUGGACCCGAGCUAGGAGAACAAAGAGCUAGGCUCUAGUGGCCAAAGGACCCACAUACACAUGUGCAUCACACCUCUUCCAUGUCACUAAGGGGGGCUGGACACAUGCAUGAAGCAAGUUAUGAACACAUUACAUGUGUAUGAGGGGUAGACCACUUGGUAUAGCCCUCUCCCUAGGUGGUCCUCACCAUUUUAUUUAUGGGAGAAGGAACUUGAAUACCAAAGGAGGUCCAAACUUAUAUUCAACUCAAAGGUCUGGAUAAAAUUAAUGUGGGAUGAAAACAUAGAACACAAACAAAAUAAUGUCAAAAAGACCUCUAUGUUAAGAGAAGGUAACAUGGUCAUGUGCUCACUAUUUUAAGGGUAUUUUGAUAAUUGAUUAAAUUUCUCUUAUGAAUCCAUGUAAUUGAUGAAGGUUAGAAUCUCACUAACGUCAAAAAGCAUAGUUUUAUUAUAUAUUAACUCUUUGAUUUUUCUAUAGAAUGUCAAUCAACAAUCAAAUUGUUAAAAGUACUUGAUCAUCAACAAAAUUUUCAUGGACAAUAUUCACAAAUAACUGUUAGCAACUAAUUGAGGAUUUCAGAUAAAAAAAUCACAAAUUCCUCGAAGAAAUCAUCUAUGGUUGGUGGAUGAAAAAGUCAUUGUUGGGAGCAAGGCAAUCAACGAAGAGGUUUGUCACAAUCUCUUCAAAGUAUUCUAAAUACAAUAAAGAGCCUCCUCUUGUUGUGCAAACCUAAAGAUGAAGCCCUUUGAGACACUCUACCUCCACCAAGCUCAAACCUUCAUCAAGUGACAAUCGUCAAAGUUCAUCAUUAUUGUAUUUUCACUAUGGGGGGUGACAGCUGCCCAAGACACUUCACAAACAUUAUUCUUCAUCUUAUGGACUUCAUAUGGGAAUUCAAAGAGUGUCUAUGACUAUGCACAUCUAAGGAGAGGAUUUGAUGCUAUGGGCAUCCUUCAAAAACUUUUCAAAUCAUAGAAUUUUGACAAUCACCGUUGUGACAUCAAAACUUUAUUUUUUUAUUUAAAACUAUUAAUCCUUAAAUUAAUGAUAGUUUACUUGAAUUUAAGUUUCUCAAUUAUUAUUUAGUCAAUUGUAAUUCAUUUGAAAUUUACAUAUUUAAAUUUCAUCAAUUAGUCAUUGUAAUUAUUUAUGCAAUAAUCCUCUGGUAGAACUUUGUUUCUACCCAAAUCAUUGUACUUAAAUUUCUUUCUUUAAAUUUUUAAAGGAUUUUCUUAUAAUUGUUUAGUCCAAAAAUCACAUAAAAUCAGAUUCUUUGCAAAUAAUUUUGAAAUUUUAUUAUCUUACAUCUUUGUGAUUGAUCUAAAACAUCCUCACUAUUUUUAAAGUUUUUAUCAAAUGAUAAUUAAUAUUUUUUAAGAUAUUUUAAAAUAUAUAUAAAAAUUAAUAUUUUUAAUUUUAUAAAUUUUAAAUUUACAUGAUUUAAUAAAAAAUGACCAAGUCAUAUCAAACAUCAAGAGAAAUCAAGAGCACUUAAAAAGUAAUAGAGAAAAAACUAGUUAGGGCACUAAUAAGAUUCCUAAAAAUGAUUAAUAGCCAUCCCCUUGUUGUGACUAUAGAUACCUAGUCUUUUCCUCCUUUUGAAGUACAAUAAAAGCCUUAAGGGCUUAUUGAUAUAGCCCAAAACCUAGACAGUGAAGAGGAAAGAAACUAGAGGCCUAAAUACAUUAAAAUUGGACCACAAAGAGAAGAAUGUUCAAAGAAGGCCCAAUAGCUAGUUAGGACUAAUAAAGACACAAAAAAAUUCUUUAAGAAAGCUACUUUAUGUCUCUUUUCUUUAAGAAGGUGUUUUAAGUCCUAUCUAGAGUCUAUCCCAUAAUCUAUUUAAGAUCUUACUCUAUUAGAGUCCAUUUUAGGUCAUUUUAGAUAUAGUCAAAGUUUGUCACUAAGAUCUGUUCAAGAUCUUCUUUUUAGGAGUGCCCCACCUCCUUUUUAGCCUAUAUAAAGGCUUGAUAAGUCUUCAUUAUCAUGAGUUAAUAAUUAGUAAAUAAUAUAGUUUUAGCCUUAACUCGUGAUAAAUAGACUUAUAUUUGUGUUAAAGUGUGAAAAGUGGUUUUCAGUUGAUUAAUGUGAUUUUUUGGGUAAUUAUGUGAUUUUAUACGAAUUUAUAUGAUUUUUAUAGUCUUACUUUUGAGAUAAAUGAAGAAAAAGAAAUAAAAAUAAAAAUAUUGCAAAUUGGGGGGACCCGCCGGCCAGCCGGGCUCGCAAGCAGGUCGGAAGCGCAGUCAAGGAAUAGCCGCGAGCAGGGGCUCGAGCAGCUUGAACCGAUGGGGGCACGUGUGCGCUACUCCUCUUCCACGUCACUGGUGGCCAGCCGGCUAUGGGGCAAGGAGUGGUCGUACACGCGCGAGAAAGGGACUUUGUUUAGAAAUAUAACAUUUCUAUUUUCGCCCGAAAAUUCGGCGCACAACCGAUGUGGGACUAAACCCAUCACCUUCCUUAGAAGAGGCGGGGCAACCGGCACGGGUUCGAAUCCUCCCAGAGUCAAAACUCAUAUUUUUAUCUAAUUAUCGCGACUUUCUUGUAGAUCGUCGGUGAAGGAUUAAGCAACUAGAAUCACUAGAUCAUCGGCAAAAAUCUCGUCAACGCAAUUCGUAGAGCAUUGUUACUCAAAUUGCUAAAGGAUUCACGAUAAAAGGAUCGCGAAUCCAUCGAGUAAAUCAUCUCCGAUUGAUCGACGAACAAGCCGUCGUCGGGAAGAAGACGAUCCGCCAGGAGAUGAGUCGCUACCUCCUGAGAGCGUACCAGAUGCUAUGAAGAGCCUCCUCUUGCUGCGCGGACCUGAGGAUGAAGCUCCCUGACACGCGCCCCACCUCCAUCCAGCUCAUCUCCGUCGGGUGACAGCCGCUGGAGAGCCGCAAAGUUGCCAUUUUUCCGUUCCGUCGGGUGACAGCUGCCGGAGAUGAUUCGACGACCCACUUCAUUGAUCUCUAGACUUUGCAAGGAGAUCUAGAGAUUGCCCAUGUCGUCUUUGUCCAAAGAGAGCCUUCGAGGCCAUGGAUACUGCACGACGAUCCUCCCGAACGCUCAAGAUUCUGGUGCAUCGCCGAUGCAUCGCUGUCGCGACGCCGAAACUCUAUUUUUCUGCUUUCAACUUACUUUACGGUUCAUUUAGUGA
Messenger RNA from Spirodela intermedia, 4404 nucleotides. Lineage: Eukaryota; Viridiplantae; Streptophyta; Magnoliopsida; Alismatales; Araceae. The record is from the annotation of a GenBank genome assembly.